UUGGUGACCACCAGGAGGCGGUGUAACUCCUCUCAGGGAAGCCUCUCAGUGCAGGCUGCUCUGUGGGGAAACUGCUGCUAAUUCAUUCGGAUCUGAAUCUUUCCUAAGUGCUGUUCAGGUCUUCCGAUGAGUGGAAGCUCUCAGUAUGAAGACGGCCGUGGAUCUCCACCGUGCUGUCUCGGUGUUAGCUUGCUGCAUUCUGAUCCUCAUGGCCGGCGCCUUCGCUCAAGGAAUUGAAUGCAAACGUGGCUGUCAUUCAGUAAAUGGAUUCUGUGAAACUACUGGUGAAUGCAGGUGUAAGUCUGGCUGGCAGGGAGAGCUAUGCGAUCAGUGCAUUCCUUUUCCUGGCUGUUUACAUGGAGACUGCACGAAACCUUGGGAAUGUGCAUGUGAGGAAGGCUGGACAGGCAGCCUCUGUGACACAGCCUCCAACAGCUGCUCACCUGUGCAGCCCUGUGCUAAUAAUUCUACAUGUAUAGAGAGCGAAGAUGGUGGCUUCAUAUGUAUCUGUGGACAGGAGUUUAUAGGAACCCAUUGUCAACUUCGGAAGGGGUCCUGCCACAACAAACGGCCACUUUGUCAGAAUGGAGGAAGCUGUUUUGAUGAUAACAAGGCUUAUUGCUUUUGUUUGCCUGGUUUUACUGGUGACUUCUGUGAAAUAAGCAUCGAUAACUGUCACCCAAACCCUUGUGCCAACAAUGGAACCUGCACAGAUCAGAUUUCUGGAUUCAGCUGUACUUGCCCUAAUGGAUUCACUGGCAAAUUCUGUGAUUAUUCAGUCACAUCUUGCCUUAGCCAUCCAUGUCAAAAUGGAGGCACUUGCCAUGACCAUCUUGGAGGAGGAUUUUAUUGUAAUUGCCUGCCUGAAUAUGAGGGAGAAACUUGCCAAACACAAACAUUUAAUCAUGACACAAAGCACAAUGUUUCUAAGCAUGCAGUAACACGUUGGAUUAGACAUGGCAAACCCCUCCAACGAUCAUUGCAUUUCUCUCAUAAAUCAAUGCAUCAACAAGGUAAUGGCAUGUUGACAAUCACAGUCAAAGAAACCAUUCACAAAUCCAACUCACUGCUGAGUAGUAGUCAGGUGAUCUGUUUUACUGUGCUUGGAUUAUUGACAUGUCUUGUGAUCCUAGGGACUACAGGGAUUAUUUUCUUCUACAAGUGUGAAAUAUGGCUGGCUAAUGUUAAGUAUCGUCAUCUCCUCUGGAAACAGAGGAAACGUCUCCAAGAUAAAGAUGAAGACCUUUCAGUCAAAAUUAUCUUUCCAAGUGUGAAUCGAUUGACAAACUAUGGAAAAAACUAUACAUCUAUCUGAAUGUUUGUUUGUAAAUCAAUUUGCCCAUAUUAUAUUGAAUUAUUUAACAAUAUAUUUAGAAUUAUUAGUGCAUAUUCCAGCAUUUUGUAAUAAUUAUUGUUUGAAUGUUUUUGAUAAUUGUUAUGUUUAGAAACAUAUACAUGAAUUUAUGUGAAUUGUAAAUUGACCAAGUGGAAACUUAUACAUUAUGAUGGUAUUUUUAAAUUACCACAACACUGUAACCUGCAGAAUGGGAUAGCAAUGAGUUAAAUGUUCUUUUAAUUGUGCACGAUCUGAUUGAACAAGGCAUAGAAAAAUCCUACUUUUGUCUGAAUUCAUGAUUUAUAUAUUCUGCUUCAAUAGAUUUAGCUACUGUGUCUAAAAGUUCAAUUUUGUAGGCCAUUCUCACGGAGUUAAUUUUCAUAUGGUUUAUGUUUGAGGGGUUGAUGCAUUUGCUUGAUUUGGACCCAAGUGAAAUGCAAAAAAAGGUUGUCAUAAUGGAUAAAGUAAAAAUCACCAACACUAAAGAAUUCUUGAUAACAAUCUAAUAUUUAUUGAUUUUAUAACGGGAUUUCUUAACAGCAUGCUAUACAUAAACUACCGAUAAGUAUUUAUAAUCACAUUUACAUUUGUCACUCACAAAUGUAGUCACAAAUAUGGUCAAUUUAAUCAUUUGAAAGAAUUAAAAACAACAAUUAAAAUAUGUUGUAGCAUUUUUUUACCAGUGCUCAUUUUCAAUAGAAUUUCACCUUUAUAAUAAAAUCAAAUCAUUAGCAA
Chiloscyllium plagiosum (whitespotted bambooshark) is the source of this 2071-nucleotide messenger RNA. It is a transcript of the gene dlk1, whose product is annotated as delta like non-canonical Notch ligand 1. NCBI's taxonomy places the organism in Eukaryota, Metazoa, Chordata, Chondrichthyes, Orectolobiformes, Hemiscylliidae. Gene Ontology annotation, biological process: establishment or maintenance of epithelial cell apical/basal polarity; heterophilic cell-cell adhesion. Gene Ontology annotation, molecular function: calcium ion binding. Gene Ontology annotation, cellular component: protein-containing complex; plasma membrane. The record is from RefSeq and is a predicted model, not a curated record.